Messenger RNA from Aureobasidium namibiae CBS 147.97, 819 nucleotides. RefSeq lists its product as uncharacterized. The coding region runs from base 1 to 819 and encodes 272 amino acids. The transcript has 2 exons. Gene Ontology annotation, molecular function: ubiquitin conjugating enzyme binding; ubiquitin protein ligase activity; zinc ion binding. Lineage: Eukaryota; Fungi; Ascomycota; Dothideomycetes; Dothideales; Saccotheciaceae. Gene Ontology annotation, biological process: protein polyubiquitination; positive regulation of proteasomal ubiquitin-dependent protein catabolic process; ubiquitin-dependent protein catabolic process. The record is from RefSeq and is a predicted model, not a curated record. Gene Ontology annotation, cellular component: cytoplasm; ubiquitin ligase complex.
AUGGACCUUGCCCUCAACCUGCAACUCGAGGAACUAAGUAUAGUUGAGACUUACAUUGCCGACCACAGGUUCGGACUUCAUGUCCUCUUCGAACCAGAGCCGAAUCAGGAGGAACUCGAACGUACUCUUGAAGCAGUCAUUCUGCGCUACGAAGCCAGGGCAGCACUCUUGACUUGUACAGGUUGCGAGUCACUCUUCACCAGAUACCAAAGCUUCAAGGCUCCCUGUGACCUCCACUACUACUGCCGCGAAUGCCUGGCAAACUUGUUCGAGUACACCAUCGGAGACGAAUCGCUGUACCCGCCAAAAUGCUGCGACCAGGAGAUCGUCUUCGACAAUGUGAAGACACUGCUCGACGACAAGCUAGUCGCAAGAUACGCGGAUAAGAAGAUUGAGUACGAUACGGAGCCUGACAAAAGAACCUGCUGCUGUGGUUCAAACUGCAAGACAUUCGUUCCUGAGACCAAUGUCCAAGACGAAGUUGCAACAUGCCCCGACUGUGGCAAAACAACCUGCACCAUCUGCAAGGAAGCAGCACACCGUGGCGACUGCCCCAAAGACGAGGAUACACAAAGCUUACUCGAGCUGGCCGACAAGGAAGGCUGGCAGCGCUGUUACAACACAAAAUGCCAUCGUGUGAUUGCUCUCACAACCGGCUCCAAUCAUAUAACAUGUGUAUGUGGCGCUCAAUUCUGCUAUGUGUGCGGUGCUCGCUGGAGGACUUGCUCUUGCCCUCAGUUCACUGAAGAGUACCUUCUGGCAGGAGUUACCAGGCCUAGGAAUGCUGGUUAUCGUUUGUAUCAACCACCUCAGGAGUGA